UCGAGUGCAGCCUCCCAGUGUCUGGGUCGCCGUGGAUAGUCUCCCAUCUUCACAUAAUCUUUUGCUUUAAAUUCUUCUUUUGUUUUCGUUGCUCCGGGAUUUAAAAAAAAUCAAACCCGGCCUUUUCUCCAUGACUGGAAAGUACGGCUUUGUAAACCUUACCCUCCUCUCGCUGAUCACUGGGGAAAAUGUAAAUUGAAAUCAUUCAGAAAGAGCCCGUGGGUACUGUGGAUCGUGGGUGAAGUUCAGUGUGUGGCCGCGCAUCACUGGCGAUGAGGAUUGAUUCCUUAGGCCGGGGGAAAUGAACGCUCUCGUUUAAAGGGUUAACUCAUUCCAAGAAUCUGAAACGAACAAAAGGUUGUCCAUUUUCGUUUUUUGUCUCUUUGCCGCCCGUGGUGCUUCGACCCUGCCUGUCAGCAGAGAAAGAGUUGAAUUAGGCCGAAUGUAUUCAAUUAGUGACUGGCUGUUAUUAGUGGAGUUACACGAGGGAAACAGGCUUGUUCCCAGGAUCGGCGCAGUGUUUGCAAACCACUGAAUCGGGCUACAAACGACCAAACGCUCGGUUUAACCAAAGGUGUAUGCAUGUGUACGCGCGCAGUCAGGGUUUCAGAACCGUGUUCGUUCGCUCCUCACUCACCCGCCUUUGGAGAAAAACAUAUUUAGGGCUACAAAUACAAGCUCUUUCUGGACCGUGUAAAUCUUGUGAUCGAAGUGGGAUUAGCGGUGAUUUGAAUUCAUCACCUCUAUGAUUUGUCAGGAGAAGGCAGUAACUCCGCUGUACCCCAGCAACUGGCCCCAAGACACGCUUGACCUCCGGGAAGGACAUUCUGACUUGUUCCGUAUCUCCUGCACCAUGAGUCAUUUGGAGCUCACAGGCUGGUAUUGGGGAGCACUCACAUCAGUUGAAGCACGAAAGAUUCUGAAUCAAACCACAGAAGGCACAUUUCUAGUCCGGGACAGCUCUAACCCAAAAUAUCUCCUAACACUUUCUGUCAAAACAAGCUCAGGACCUGCACAUCUUCGCAUUGAGUACAACGAGGGAAAGUUUGGCUUCGAUUCAGUAGUUUUGGCAAAACCAAAGCUCAAGAAUUUUGAAGAUGUAGUUGAUCUUGUCCAGCAUUAUGUCUCAGUGUCUAAAAGUGCUCACACAGCACAUGACCAGUCAAUUGCACCAGUGACUAAAGACACAGUCAUUCAUCUGAAACUGACCAAACCUCUGUAUGUUGCAACUCCUUCGUUGCAACAUCUUUGUAGGAUUAUAAUUAAUAAAAGUUCCAGGACAAUCCAAGAACUUCCUCUGCCCACUAGAUUAAAGGAAUAUUUAUUAGAAUACCCUUUCCACUUAUAAGCAAGUCAACUGAUAAGCAUUCCAAGCAUGUGAAUGAGUAAACGACGAAAAUAAGUGGUUGAGGGACUCGUAUACUGAGGACAUGUUCAACUGUGUUACAUUAAGGACUGAGGCCGAAUGCUGCACCAUGUGGAUGAUGAAUUUGAACUAACCAACACUUUUUAUAUUUGGAUCAAAUUAAUCAAAAACACUUUUACAGUUUCUUGGUUAAUACGAAUUAGUUUAGUUUUCAAAGUUUCUGGUACCUAUUUGAUUUUUAUUCUGUACUUCUGUUCACAGCUUGCCACAGUGCACUAUACACUGCAGAUACCUUGAACUCCUGAGAUGCAUUGCAUAAGGAAUAGAUUGGCUCUGACAGGAUGAGAGGAGAUGAAGCGCUAUAGUGCCAGGAAGUACUGGUGAGACAGUGUUGAAUGGAGGGUCGUCACUAAAUAUUAGUAUGCCCUCAUUUUUAGUUCAAUUGUCAGAAUGCUUUGUCGGGAACUGCUUGACUUGACAUUAAGAUUUUAGAACUCCUGGUGCUCCCUUUGAUGCUCAUAAACCCCAAUACGGGUAAACUCUGUACAUUCACCUUGACACAAGUUGGCUGUGUUUUUCAGUUGUGAAGCAAACUGGCCUCUUCCUGUGAAAGACAGUUAAUGAUCCACUCUUAGGACAGAGGUGGGAGUUGGUGGAAGAAAUCAGCAUUGUUUCUUUUGAUUUUUGCUUCCUAUUGAGAAUUUGGGUAACGUACCAGUGGCACACUUGACACAAGCAUGAGUUUUAGAAAAGGGGUUACAUGGCAAUCCAAUCAGCAAAAAAAAAACAGAGAAAGGGCCAUGUAAUGUCACAUAAUAUUCUAAAACAUAAAUUAUCUGUGCUUAAUAUGUUUUAAAGUUGAAGACAUUCUGCAAACAAUGAACCAAAAGAAUUGAUCACGAAAGGUACUUAUUUGUAAAUUUGUCCAGGGAACAAAAAAACUGCUGUCCAGACAAUAGUUAAAAAGAUUGCAUUGCAUUGUGUGACUGGAAUGAUGCCAGUAGUGCACUGAUAUCUGCAUACGAGGAAAGCAGCUGCUUAAUUGGGUUGCUGACUCCUAAGAAUCCUUGGAACAAGGAAAGGCCACUGAGCUUGUAAUGCUUGUUCUGUCUUUUGAAUGUGUGCUAUAGAUAGCCACAGUCUGCCAUGACCCACUUUAGGAUCUGUAGUCCCAACUGUCACUGACUUGUUCAAAGCUCAAGCUUCCAUAAAUACUCUAUACCUACCUCAGAUGGGAUUUGCCAUAGGAUACUUACAAUCAAUACUAGGCAUCUUAUCCCAAAUACUGAUUCAGUGCAAGAGAUUAUCUUUUGAGAGCAAAAUGCUGGAAACUUGUCUUGUGUAUAGAACAGCACAUCAGGCAAGCUCGUACUGAAACAGGCCCACUAGCCUUGAUUGCUACCCAGGUUCCCUCAGACUUGCACUUAGCUCGGCUGAAAGCAGAAGGCUAACUUCACUGGGCAUCCACACCUGUUUAAACCAACAAUGAAGUCUCAGUAGUGACUGCCCCAAAAUGCCACCAAUGAGUAUUUCAGUUGGCAAUGUGAAAGCCAUCUGUAAAAGUUAUAAGGCAAAUCAAGUUUUAAAAUGCCUCUGAUGUUCAAAUGUAUUUAAAAAUUCUUAACGUUAAAGUACAUAUUAAAACAUAUGGAGUUAAUGAAAAGCACAAUCACUGGAAAUAACUGUAAAAACAUUAAAAAGAAGCAAAAUAUUAAAAAAAAACUUCCCCUUUGACUCCUGAGCAACAAGCCUGGAAUGCCAACUAAAAUCAAUUGGGUCUAAAAUUUGACCAAAAAUUUCUUCAUGUGGAGUCUAGCAAUAGAAGGUAUUGUCAGAUAUACUGCUGUCUGUCUUUCAGUAAAUCCAAGAAUUCCCAGCCAUUCAUAUGACUGAGUGUUAUUGGAUCUAAUAAGAACUGUUGGCAAAACUCAGUAAGAUUUCAUCCAAUAUUUUGUCCCACCUGCUUAUUAUAUUUUUUCCCCUAUUAUGUGUCAGAUAUUCUACUUCUCUACUUAUAGAACACUAGAAUUUUGGUUGUGUUGGUUCUAGGUAUUUGUCCAAACCAUUACAAAAUUAAAGGCUUUACGAGUGCAAAUUAUAACCCAAUAAAUUGAAUUAUAGUGAAUAGACUAUUUCAGGACAGAGUGGACAUGACUGGAUAAUUCCUUUGUCACUCAGGUCUGCUGACCAUGUUCCUGCUUGUGACAGAAAAUGAAUUGAAGGUUGUUUACAUACAACUAACCUCCACUCCCUGAAUUUCUAUAUAUAUCUGAAAAAAACCCAGCUUCAAUUGGGAGAAGUUGUUGUAGACUGAGUAAUUUGGCAUUGCUUGUUGAACCAACAACUGUUUGCUUUGAGUCCUGAUAAAUGCUUCCUGCAACUCUUCCUGCCCCCACCGCCAAUUCAAUUGGUUACAAGCAGAGUUGUUGAGACAGUGUUGUCAAUAGUUGCUCCAAAAAUAAGGGUGUGUUUUUGCAGUGUAUUUUGGCACUGAAUUGUCCAGAUUAUGCUGUUUGGACCCUACCAUGUACACUCAUCCCUCAGUCACGCAAUAUCUGGCACUGACCUUGGAUGUCUGGAAAGGAUUUGUUUUGAGAACUUCCUACACUCAGCUGGCAAGUCACUGCAUGCUAGCAGUAACCUGGUCACAUGGCUAGAACCAAAACUGUGGAGAAGCUGUUCAACAGAUCACAAAGCCACACACAAGCUUUGCUCCCUGUCAAGGCUGUUGAGCUUUUUUUAUUAUUGUUCCCAAAUGCCCCUGACAAUACAAGUACAGAUACAUACAAAAACAUUACAGAUAAUUGCAUAUAUAAAUAUCAAUUUACUUUUACUUUUUUUUCUUGCAGCCAUAUAAUCACUAUUUAAAUGAAUAGGGUUGUAUAUCCUGUGCCAGAGCUAAUCUGGAGCAGGAUCUGUGAGCAGAUUCCCCAUCUUAAAUCCUGGACAGUUCCAGCAAAAUGGUGCUCCAUUUCUGUGACAAAACAGAGUGAUACAUUCACUCGCAGGAAAUGCUGACAAUACCUAGCAAAAAAUCUGGGUUAAUGUAAAGGUCAUGGUUCAUGAAGAACAAUAAUUGAUUGGGUGGAGAAAACUAUACAACAACACAUUUCCUGCAAUUAACUCACAAUUGCUACAAAUUGGAAGUUCUCCAUUUUAGUUUCACCCUACUAUUUGGUUAUUGCUGGAGUUAAUUAUAGUUUCCAGUAUUUAAAGCUAACCCUGAUCUGAUAUUAACUUGGAUGAUAUGAAAUUUUUAAAAGGUACACUGAUGCUUCAUUCUUGGUUUUAAAGGAUUUAUGAUGUCUGAUUCCAACAUCUGCUUAAAUAUAUUACAAAAAAUUCAAAGAAAAUAUUGCCAGAUACCCAAACCCUUUUCAUUUUCCUCCCAUUGGAGCUAUUUUGUUUUUCUAAGCAAGUACACACUGUACAAGAGGUGUUUUGCCUUUCAAUCAUAGCGAGUAUUCACACUUAGUCUGGAUGGCUGGAAUGAGUAUAGUAAUUGUGUAGUGUUGGAUUGGUAACCUUUUUUUGCUUGUGAAUCUGACAUAUUUGUCAUAGACCAUGAACUUAUAUUUUUCAUAUUUAUUUCAAAUUUUCCAAAAAAAGUAAGAAUUUGUCUUUAAGGGCCAACAUUUAGAGAAAAAUGUGCCAUGUUGAUCUUGGGAUUUAAUAAUUCUUGGCCAAAUGGAAUCCUUCUUUUAAUAUUUGGGAGUGAUGAUCCUUAAAUAUAUUUUCCUUUUGAAUAACUUGGUGACAGUUUGGCAGUUUUAAAAAUGAACAACUGGGAUGUUGUCAUUAUUGCACUCAGAGGUUAGGGAACUACAAAACAAUCCAACCAAACUCAUUGUUACUUCAUAUGGUGAUGAUCAAGCUAGCUAAGCAAAGGUUCCUUUCAAAAGUUUUCUCCAGCUGUGGUUGAUACCAGCCAUUGAUGCAUAUGUUGGAUAUGCUUAAUACCUGUAUGUACUUUGAAUUUAGUUUGUUACCUUUCCUCCGGUUGCUAAGAUUUGAAAAGUAUAAAGCUUUUUUUUUUAAAGUGACACAAGUUAUUAGAACAGCAAAUCAGCAAUAUUAAUAUUUGGAUUUAUAUCCUAACAUGCCUACUUUUCUUUAGAAAUGAUAUCUUUUGACAGUUAUCAAGGCACAUUCUGAUCUAACAAACUGUCUUCUUUUAGUUUUAUUUUUAGUCUAAAUUGUAUGUCAUUCUGCAUUUCAUCCACAUUGGAUUAGAUUUCUGAAAAUAGGUUGCUCAAUAUAACCCUGUGGAGCAUAAAGCAGGUAUGGCCUUCACCACUUAAUGGAAUUAAAAUGUGUGGCUGAUUACACUGGGAAUAGUGAGUAUUCGGUAUAGUAACAGAUCCCACCCAAAUUAGAUCAUUGAGCACACUGGAAAUUGUGCUGCGGUUUCAAUAGUAUCCAAUGUUUUCUUGGAACAAAAAGUGAACCUGAUAUUAUUCCCUAUGUAUAAAAUAAUCGGAAAAUUGUGAGGAAAGCUGGAUUGGCAAUAUAUUUGUCUGCUAAAAUAGAAAUGAAUAGUUUUAAAUUAGAAUUAAAUGAUUUGUAAAAUAAUGUUCAUAAUUUGUUUAUUACUUUUCAAAUUGAAAAAUGAUGAACUCAUUAUUGUGAGCUUUAUUUUGGAAAAUGACAUAAUUGAACACUUUUUUUAAAAAAAUGAUGUUUUCAUGCAUCUUAAAAACUUGAAGAGUGACUUCUGCAGAAGACUCCAUCAUCAUUAGGUCCCUGAGAAAUCUGCAUUAAAACUACUUGGAAUUUAACUUCAGGCAAUGUUUUAAAAUUAAUCAGUCCUUUACAAAAACCUUUGGCCUCUAAUACAAUUGUUUCUUAAUUAGCUUAUUUGUUAAUAUCCAUUUAAAGCUCAUUGAUUGUGUGAGUCAAAAUGAAGGUGGCAGAUCAGAGAUUAAUGUUCAUCAGGAGUUGCCUGUUGCCUGUUUUCAUACAAGGAAAAUGUCGAACCAUGAAGAGUCAAAUCAUGUGGGGCCCAGGGUACUCCCAUGUCUGUGUGAUUCCGGUUAUAAUGUUACAUCAUACCAUGGUACGUCUCUACACAAUUUGUGUGCCCAAAUACCUGGGUGGAAAAACUCAGUGGUUAUUAUUUGAGCAAAAGAUGCUGAUUGGGGUGCUAAGGGUGGGGUGAGGAAAUAAAUUGUAGUGCCUUUAUAUAAGGAAGUGUUUAAUGUGCAUGUGCAGUAUAUUUAGUGUUUCAAGAAACCUUAUUAAAUAGUCAGUGACUGUACUUGUUGGCUAAAUCACAAAAUACUAAUGUAUUCCAAUUUAUACUGUAAAGAAAGAAGUAGGUGAGCUGGCACUACCUAAUGCACAUCCACACCCUCACCAACCCCAGCACCCCCAAUCCUCAAGUCUGAAGCUCUAACUGAUGACUUCCUGAUUAAAACAUGUCAUUCAGGAAGGAAAGCUGGAAGAGGAACCAAAAGCAAUAUACUUCGUACUAUUGAAUUGGCUGCCAGCUUUUCAGUUAACUUAAAAGACAAGGAUGAUAUUUAAGACUUAUUCUAUAAUUAUGAAUAUGUUAGAUAGUUAAGGCAAAAUUGGCUCCAUUGGAAAACUUUUACUGCUUUCAUUAUUUCCUCAUCCUCCAUCUGUGUCUCAAAUAUUAUGGACAACUUUUUUUUUUGUAAAUGGAACAGUGUUCCAAGGGGCUUGGACUCUUGGGUGGCAAUCCUGUGAUGUGCUCAAUCACCAUCGGCCACGGAUGGGUUCAGGUUGUGAUUCCCCACUUGUUGGUGUCUUUACAAAGGCAUCUGUUCCCUGUGUUCUCUUUGACUUUCUAAUUAAUUCCAUAUUUAUGAUCCUAAUUGAAAAUCCCCAGCAAUACCACAAUGAAGUUAAUUUCUCCUAACCAGUACAAAUGUGGAUCACUUACAUAUAUUGUAUUGAAGUCUCUCUUUGUUGCAUUUUUCUAGUUAUUAGCUAGCCUCUAAAUCUGAUCCACCAGUAUAGAGGUAUAUAUAUGCAUAUCAUGUUGUAAUUUUAAUAGACUGAUUUCACUAAGUGUGAAGUUACUACACAAGGUCAAUCUAUUUGGUGCUAUCACAGUGGAAGCAAAUAAAAGCUGCUGUGAAGUGGACAGAUGGCUCUAGAAUUUCAUCCUAGUGAUAUUUAAGAUUAUAACAAGACCAAGAUAGAUUAAGAUACAAAUGCAAAUUCCCCAAAGUUUAGUGCCUGUUAUAAACUUGUAAAUAGUCCAUCAUUCUACAUUAAUGAUGAAGAUGCAAAUUUGUGAAAACAUUUAUUUUCAAACUUUGCUACUAUUUUAGAUCUUCUGAUUGUACCCCAAAAUAGGAAGUAUUCAGAUGAAUUAAAGAGAAACAUGUCCAGGGCAUUAAUGUUCAGGUUUGAUGGUUUUGCAAGAAAAAAGUAGCCAGUUAGUAUUAUGCUAUAUAAUAGUAACAGGAACAUAAAACAUAAAAGAAAGUAUGAGCAGGAUAGAUCUUGUGGCCCAUCAAGAUUGCUUCACCAUUCAAUAACAUAUUGACUGAUCUAACCUUGGCUUUGACUCUACUCUUCUGCCUGUUUCCUAUAACCCUUGACUCUGCCAGAGGCCAAAAAUCAAUCUGUCUGUCUUGGCCUUGAGAAUGUUCAGUGAUUCAGCCGCCUCAGCUCCCUGGGGGAGAGAAUUCCAAAGGCUCAUGAUCCUCUGAGAGAAGAAAUUCCUUUUCAUCUCCAUCUUAAUUGGGCAACCCAGCAUCUAAUCUAGUCAAUCUUCAUGAGGGGAAAGUCAUGGGGAAUAAUCUGUGUAAUAACUUCAUCCCUAUUUUUAUGUAUAACUGUGGGUAAGUGGGUGAGGAAGAGAUUGGUGGUGAGAGGUUGUGCAGUUCUGUUUGCAUGUGACCUUUCCACUCCAGAUUGGGAGUGAUUCAGUCUGUUAAAGGUGUCUGUACAAUUUGUGAAGUAAGUUUCAAAUGGUUGAUAUUACUUGUGUAAGGGUUAUGAAUUCAUCUUUGAGUUAUGUAGGAGAAACCCUUUGCAUUUAUCAUGUUUUAUGUCAGAAUUCACCUGCCUGAAACAGGAAUUUUACCACCUUUGAUGCUGUGCAUCUGUCAAUUACACACUAUGAGCUUCUAGUCAGUGAGGUCAUUACAUCAGAAGCUGCUUUUUUUUAUAUUUAAAAAAGAUUUAAAGAAAAAAGCAGCAGAUGUUUCUGUAAUAAAACCCACAGAGACAAUAAUAGUUUAGGAUUGACUGGCUGAGGUGCUUAUAGUUCCUAAUUGUGUAUUUGUUCAAAAUAUUCUGGAGCAUAUGUAAUUAUAUAGAUUAAUGAGUACCAUUUUAUAUUCCUAAAUAUUGUAAAAAUGAACUGGUAUUAAUAAUCAUCAAAUUAACACAAGCUAAGUAAGGCAAAUAGAUUUGCUUCAACUGUUCACAGUCCACCUGGCUUCCAUUUUACUGACUUCCAGUAAUGUGAACUGUGGAAUUUUCUGAGAUGAAUUUAUCCCAUAUAAAUCUUUUAACUGAUUGUCUUCAGUAUUGGAGGUCUUGUUCAUAUGAACAGAUCUGUUCUCUCAGGAGGAGUUUAAGCACUCCAAUGCACUGUCCUAUUACAGUGUGAUUUAAGUAGCUGAUUUAUCAACUGCUGGGAAAUAGCCAAGUUAUGAAAAUGGUGCACACACAAAAGUCAGUCUUUUGUGUCAAUAUAUUAACAACCUGUUGGUGCUGAACCAUUCUUGGUUAUUAACACGUUGCUCUUUCCUGGUACCUGCUAAAUAUCCUCAAUUCCAUUUUAUAGCUGCAAAGCUGUUGUUACAUCUAUAAUGGUGACUAUUCAACCAUUAGUAAUAUUUUUUUCUGACUUAAUAUAUCCAAACUGCAUUUGACAAAGUAUCUUGAAUGGUAAUUUCCAAAAUCACUAUAGAAUAUUAUGCCUUGUUAUGGGAAUGGCUACAUAAUUAAAGAGGCAACAUAUAAGUGUUUGUCAAACCACUCUUCUCAAUAGGAAGAAUCAAAUCAGUUUAUUACCAUGAUAAAUGACAUCAUUAACCUAAUAAUGCAAUUCAAUCAUUGUGCAGCAGUUUUUAAUAAAGAAUUGAUUUUAAAAAAAGGGAUUACUAACUACUUUGAAGGGGUGCCCCUUUGACUUCCUGGAGUUUGGAAAUUACAGCAUCAAUAGCAAUCUUAUUCUCAUUCUCCAAUUAGUGUUGGUGCAACCAUUUCUGAGAAAUGGAAUUCUGCACAGAGUUUAUAUGCAAAUAAUUUUUGGAUUCCCUACUUUAUUAGCAGCAUGUCUGAUAAAAGCACAAGGUAAACUAAAUAAGAUUCUGUUUACAUCAAGAUAAGGAAAAUAUGUAGUUCUUUAUUUUAUAUUUUUAUAUUGUUCCUGAAAUAAUGAUUAUGUUGAUACAUUUGGAAUAUUUGCUUAGCGACUGAAAGAGUGAUAUCUCUGGCUUUUACUUUACAUCUGAUCUUAUUUACAACAGAAAUUGGGGUAAAGUCACAAGGUAACUGAAUAGUUGGUUAACUGAGAGGAGUCAGCUGGUCUGGCCAAGAAAUCUGUUGUAAUGUUGGAAAAACUGAUCAUCUUGUCUCCAGCGUAAAAUGUGUGUGUUGGAGAAAGAGUAUCACCAGUUAAUGUAUUGUCUUUGUGGAAACACAAAGGAUAUAUUCAUGGUCCAGGCUUUUGGCUGACGCAUAAUUGUUGUUUGGGAUGUGUCAUGAGAAUAAGUAAGAGAUCUAAAAUACUCAUAUGGCAGGCUGCACUUUAUAAAUCUUCAUGGAUCCUAGAUUGUGAUAGACACUCUUUACAGUGUUUUACUGAAUGUUAUGAUACUCUUUGAACAUUAUCAGUCUUCAGUCCAGUAUUAACAUCAGAAUUUAUUACAAAGAAAACACUGGACUGUUUAAACCUUAUGCUUUUAGAUGAAAGAGAAAUCCAUAAAUAUGUAUUAAAAGUGAUUGAGACUAGCACAGUUAUUGUGUUAAUGUUGAUAGAUUCUGUAUGCAAACCUCUAUAAAAAUAAGCUUUUCUCCUUUUGCCAGUUGACCUGAAAUUGAACUUUGGCUGGCCUGUACACAUUGAUAUUCUGUAUUAUAUUUAAUUGACAGUACUGUUGUUACAUUCCUGGAACUGCAGGCACUGUAAAAUAUAUUCUCUGAUGUUUACACCAUGUCUUUGGAAUUUGUGAAACUUGUUUUCAUUCACACUCAA
Pristis pectinata (smalltooth sawfish) is the source of this 10550-nucleotide messenger RNA. Its product is annotated as suppressor of cytokine signaling 2-like. The record is from RefSeq and is a predicted model, not a curated record. The transcript has 3 exons. Lineage: Eukaryota; Metazoa; Chordata; Chondrichthyes; Rhinopristiformes; Pristidae. Gene Ontology annotation, molecular function: 1-phosphatidylinositol-3-kinase regulator activity. The coding region runs from base 746 to 1348 and encodes 200 amino acids. Gene Ontology annotation, biological process: phosphatidylinositol phosphate biosynthetic process; intracellular signal transduction. Gene Ontology annotation, cellular component: phosphatidylinositol 3-kinase complex.